Molecule: messenger RNA, 6254 nt
Organism: Vitrella brassicaformis
Lineage: Eukaryota; Vitrellaceae
Source: the annotation of a GenBank genome assembly
GUGGUAGAUACCAUAUAGUCAUGCAUGCUCAUGCGUGCGUGUGUGCAUGGAGUCGAGUCGUACGAGUAUUGAUUCGAUCAGCAACGAUCAGCAACGACCAGCAAGGCAUAGGCAAGGCAGGGCAAGGCAGGGCAUAGCGGCAGGGGGGACAAACGGGGAGCGGAGCGAGCAAAGCGAGCGGAGCAAGGGAGUAGGGGGACAAUUCCUUAAGGCAGGCAGGCAGGCAGGAACAAAAGGAAGGGGGAUUACGCUUACGUAUGCAUACGUUCAUACGUACAUAUACGUAUACGCGUCCGUAUACAUCACGUGCGUGCAUUGCAGCCGAAAAAGAGAAAAAGAUGGGAAGAAGAAGCAAAGCAACAAGGACAAGGACAGGGAAAAGAAUAGACGAGGACUCGACCGCCAGAAACACAAGACACCACAGCCGCCACGUAUAUAUAUGGUUGGAGUGGAAGUCAGUCACUCGCUCAGUCGGCGUCGCCCGUGUUGUUGUUCGUGGCGGUGGCGUUGGUGCCGUUGUCGGCCUCAUUGGUCCGAGUGGUCACACUCUCCUCCUCGACCUCCAUCUGGGUCGCAUCCUCACUCUCAACCCCCAUGCCACCAGACGACGACACUCCGUUCAGCAACGGCGCAGAUGAGGCAGAUGACGAAGCCGCAGCGGCAGCGGCAGCCGCUGCUGCUGGGGCUGGGGCUGGUGCAGCGACGGGGGCCGGUGCGGGUGCAGACGACGAGGCAGAGGCAGACGCAGAGGCAGACGCAGAUGCGGGUGCAGAGCUGGACGUGGCGGCCUCUGGCUGCUGGGGAGUGGGUGGGCCGGGCUGGUUGACGUUGAUGCUGGGGCUGGGUGCGGCCCCGUUGAGGUUGCUCGUGUCGUCGGUUGUGCCCUUGACCCCCGCACUGGCGUCGCCGUCAGAGUUGCUGCCUGACACACUCGGCUGGGGAGCCUCCAGCCCACCCUGUACACACGCGCGCAGCCAACCAGAGAGAGACACGUGUGUGUGUGUGUGUGUGUAUGUGUGGGGUGAGAGGGGGUGGCUCACCUCAGCAGCAGCGCCGGCAGCUCCAUUGGGGCCGUUCGGCAGUUGUGGGUUGGAUGGGAGGAGCCCUUUGGCGGCGCCACCGGGGUCCAUGCCGCCGAUGAGACCCGCCAGAGACUUGGUCGAGCCGCUUCGGACAACCUGAUCAGAUACAUACAUCCAUACGUCAGUCAAAGACAUAUAUGUGGAUCGAUGGAUGGCGGCUUUGUCUGUGUGUGUUGUGUGUACCCAUGAGGCCACAACACUGAUGUCGUCCAUUUUGCCGCCCUGGUAGUGAGUGCCGUGCUGCAACACACACACACACACACAGAGGCGCAUGCACAGGUGUGCGUGCGGUGUUGGGUGUGUUUCGGUGUGUGUCUACCUGUCUGGCAUGUCUGGCGAAUGGCGAUUUGGCCUUGGCGUCCAGCGACCGGUGGUACGCUGCCUGGGCUAUCGCGGCAGCCACAUUCUAGACGCAUGACAAUGACAUAUCACACACACACACAGACGCCACAUAGGUUUGUGUCUGCCUGACUUCAUGCACGUGUGUGUGUGUGUGUGUGUGUCUCACUCACCUCGGGUGAGGUGAUGAGUGAAGCGUUCUGGAGGAGCGAUGCCUCGAAGGGCGACAUAGUCAGGUUAGCCAACGCGCAGAUCUCGUGGUCAAACAAAUUGUCAAACACUCCUGCGCGAAACAACGCACAGACACACAGAAAGCAAGCGCAUCAGUCAGCCACCUUGAUAUGGUAUAGAGGCAAGUUGGUGUCAGGGAAUGUGGGUGGGUUAGGUAGGUACCGUCGGUUCCCAUGAGUAUGAGGUCUCCCUCCUGCAGGGCCGUGGUAUAGCCGUUGGCCAUCGACGGCGUAUCCUGCGGCAACAAACACGACUGCUUCAACACCCUACAAACACAACAAACACGUCACAGAGAGAGACUUGAGACCCUUGCCCGGAUUCACUGGUACUGACUGAGUAGGUAGGUACCUGACGAGGGUCUGUUUUCCCUCGUUGAGAAGGUCGUCAUAGUGCUCCGGCUGCGGCAGUCUUGACAGCUGGAACGGGCAGUUGAACGUGUGCUGCUGCUCCUUGGUGCGGAGCACACACGACAUCUUGAAGAACCGCUGCCGACGCAGCACCAUGCACGUCGAGUCACCCAAAUUAGCAACGCCCAGCCGCUGACCUGCACACACCACACACACGCCAUACCAUACCAUACCAAACCACACACACAAAAAGAGAAAUCCGCGUCUGCCUGGGUGGGGUGGGUAAGGUGGUCGUGUGUGUGAGAGGUGACGUGAGGUGUACCUCGCUCGUCGAGGCAUGCGACGAGUGCGGUGCUUGAGCCAAAGGCUGUGGUUGUUUCAUAGCCCUGAGACAGGAUGUUCUGUGCACGCUGAGACGGCACACCUGCACACACACACACACACACGCAAGGCCACCCAUGCGCACCCAUGUGUGUGGGGUGGGGGCGGUUGGGAGCUGGUCAACUGACUGACUGACAGACUGACUGACCGUCCGGCGCGUUGUCGAUGGAAGACUUGGCGCAUCCGCGCAUGAGUUGUUCGGCGAACAGCCGAGGGUUGAGACCAAACGAGUCCCACUCACCCACUCCGUCAGCAACGCCCAUGCAACCAGUCGCAGGGCUGAUCAGAUAGAUAGAGGGAGAGCGACGUGGUGUGUAGGUGGGAUGGGUGUGUUGAUGUCUGUGUGUCAAGCCUACAGGUAGAAGAACGCGUCGGCGCCGCCCGUGGCGGCCUUGUCGGGAUGGGGAAUCAUGAACCCUGAGAGCGAGCGAUGGCACACAAACACCACACCACACCACACCACACCAUGUCAUGUCAUGAGAGGAGAGGAGAGGCGGCCCCCCGUCUCGAUCCCAUCAUCGUGGAGUGGACGUACCUCCGCACAGCAGUCUCAGGUCGGUGGUGGCGCGCACGUUGGGCAGCUGCAACUCCUGCAGGUAGGCAGGCAGGCAGGCAUGAGCCACACCCCCACAGCACAGCACAGCGCAGCACAGAGGGUUGAUGCAGAAAGGUUGGGUGUCCGUCCUUCCACUGCCACUGCCACUGCAGCUGGUGGCUGGUGUGCUGUGUGUGUGAGCUGAGUGCCUGACUGCCUGACCAGGUAUAUGUCCGGUGAGUGGAGGUGUUCCAUGACGGCCACCGGCCACCCGGUCACACUCAUCGACGCAACGCGGCGCAACCUGCACACACACAACACACACGGGCGCACAACAAACCGAUGGACGUUUGUUGUGUGUGUUGUGUGUGUGGUGUGGUGCUGUAGCAUUCUAGCAUACGUCUCUGGGUCUCUCUCUUGUGUGGCGAGUCCGUUCUCUGAGAGAGAUCUGGGCAUGUUGCCGUGGGCGUCGUCAUGGAGCUCGCCCUCCUGCGAUAUCAGAGACUCACUGUCGUCAGUGCCAUACGGAACUGCCAAAUGCGGACCUGACACAGACAGACCAUUGCAAAGCAUCGCACAGCGUCAGCGUCUGUGUGUGUGGCUUGUGUGGUUCGGUCGGUCGGUCCGUCGGCUGGCUGGCUGGCUGGCUGCCCACCUACCAUGUCCGCCGUGGUGUGGGUGUGGGGUUUGGUACUCCUGCAGUUCGGCCAUCUCCUUGCCUAUGCUGUUGCCGCGCUUCAUGCCCAAUAUGUCAGGGUCCUCUGCACCGACACACAAGAACACAAGACAUCACACGAGUGAGUUGUGGGCAGGUAGGUGUGUGGAGUGAGUGGAUGUGGGUCUCAGGUGUGGGUGUGUCUGUGUGUAUGCACCCGAGGUAGAGAUUCUGGGGUGUCUGUUGUGGUCGUCGGCGGGCCCCGCCGGGCGGGGGCUGCCCGUCACACUGUAACGACGAUGCGAAUCUAUCGAACUCUGAAAAACCGGCCAGACCAGAUCAACCGAUCGUAACACACAUACACAAGACCGAAUGAGUGCGUGUCUGUCUGUGAAUCUGAGAGUGUGUCAGAGUUCAUUCAUACCUUUGGCGGUGCGCUAUGCUCGUGUGGCGGCAGUGGGAGUGAGGGCGGGAUGACACUGCCGCCGCCCCCGCCGCCCGCUGCUGCCGCGGCGGCGGCAGAGGAUGAAGCAUGGAUGGAGGUGGGGCCACCGGCGGCCUGCUGCUGGUUGUUGUUCUGGUGCUCGUCCUCUGCCCACCGCCGCGAACGCUUCUUCAACAGACCUGGAUGCACUAUCAACACGUUGUUUGGGUUCCCCUGGUUGUCCUGCACACCCACAUCCAUCACAUCACAUCACACCACGUGUAUGCCUGGGUGGGCAGUGCGGGCACUGCUCUGCCGUGGGUACGUUCGUUAGUUACGUACGUUUUGCUGUGGCAUGGAUUCGUCGCAGUGCCACACGCCGUCGACGACAUACUUGAACUGGUAGAGGCCGGGCCGCACCCCCGGCAGGGCCUCUUGCAGCGACAACCAAAACACUCCAGUGCUGGGCCAAUGAAGGAUGGGAUGGAUGAAUGGAUGACGAUGACACACGUCAAACACAACACAACACAGUGAGAGAGGUGCAGAGAGAAGCGUGUGUGUGUGGAUGGAUGGAUGGAUAGAUGCCUAGAUACCUAGGGCACUUGAAGAGUGGGAGUCUGGCCCCCCAAGGGGGGUCGGUGAAGGCCCCCGCCACCUCGACGUAGUUGCCCGCCAUCACCCACUUCAACACUAUGUCAUUCCGACUAGAUAAAGCACACACAACAGACAGACAGACAGACGAUACACCGACAGUGUCUGUCUGUGUUGGUGCCUGCGGCUGUGUGACGGCGCCCCAAUCCCUCACUGAACUGACCCCGUGUCGGGCAAGAGUCGGAUGCGCGCAGUUUUGGCCGAGGGACUGCCGCCACCCCCAGGACUCCCACCGUACUCACUCCCUGACGAAAGACACGAUCAACCACAUUCACACACGAACGGCAUCCAUCGGGUCUUGCCCCACUCGGCCCUGCCCGCCCUCGUACGUGACUUCCGUCCUUACCCGAGUUGCGCGAAGAUGUGAUGCUGCCUGUCGAGCUCGUACCCGCCGUGGUCGACGCAUCAGUACCUGAACAGUCAGCACAACAUAGAUAUAUGACAUGGCACAACACAACACAUGCACCGGGAUCUGUCAUGAGUUGCGCUGGGUCACCCACCCACCUCUGGAGGUCUGUGGUUGCUGGUCGUGUGGAGCAGUGAGCUGUGCGCAGGGAGGCGGGGCGGACGGGGGAGGGGCCGACACAGGGGACGCAAUACGACCCGCAACUGACAACCGACACACAAACACACAAACGAAACAAACCAACGAACAAGCGGGAGUCAGUCGAGCCAGCAUGGCCAUGUCUGCCUGCACGGCCCACCCACCCCAUCCCCAACCUGCCGGCGAGGCGAUGCAUACCUUGUGCUGACGCCUGGAGUGGCUGUGCAGGUGCUCCAGUGCGCAGGAAUGUGGGCGUCAGCUUCUGGUCUUCAAGGGUCUCCGAGAGGCCCUUAUACCCUCGCCCUUCCGCUUGCUCGAUCCACAACUUGGCUCUAGCCAGACUCUGACCACACAGACAGACAGACAGUCAGACAAGCCGCUGUGUCGUCGAUCGGGUCAGCCACCACCCAUCGGUGGGUCCUCCUCUCCCUCCCUCCCUCCCUUCCUCCCUCCCCUGUGCCUGUCUGUUUGCCUGUCUGUCUGUCCGUCUGCCUGUGCGCAAAGUGACUUGAGGUGACUCGUUGACUGACCUGCUCCCGUGAAGGCGCCCUUUCGCGCCUGCUCGCCUCAAGUCGCCGCCUCUGCUCCCCCCUCCGCAUGAGACGGUAGCCGCAGAUUGCCCACUGCUGCAUCCAUCAAAACAUCAAUCGACAACACACAUCCCAUCGCAUCACAUCCACAGCCACCCCCCACUCCACACAGCACAGCACAGCACGGACAGGACCGGACGGCCCAGCCCGCCCCACACACGAAGCACACACGAGGGAGGGAAUUCCCCUCCCUCCACCGACCCCCUCGGUGUGCUUGUGCCCCCCUGACCCUCCCGUGGUGGUUACCGUGAUGUGGUCCGGGAAUCCGGUCUCAUUGGCCAUGUGUAGGAACAAACUCCUGGCGAUACGCGAAGAGGGGUCCUCGGGGCGGCAAGUGGGAGGCCUGGUCGGCAGGGGCGGGUUGUCGGGCAAAUGCUGUGGCAUCAUGCUGAAGGGUGGACUCUAUCUCAAGUACAGCACCAGGCUCUGCUUGGGGGACGCUGGGGCGUCGCUGCUUGUGCCGAUUGGAAGCCUG